Staurois parvus is the source of this 323-nucleotide messenger RNA. NCBI's taxonomy places the organism in Eukaryota, Metazoa, Chordata, Amphibia, Anura, Ranidae. The record is from the annotation of a GenBank genome assembly.
UCAUGGGGCCUCCGGGCAAUAGGGGAUCAUGGGGCCCCUGUGCCUUUGCCCAAACUCAAAAAAGCCUAUGAAAAAAGGUACCAGGGGCAUCUCAGGGGGCCCCCUACUGACCCCGGGCCCUUGGGCAGUGCCCGAGUUUCCAAAUGGUCAGUCCGCCCCUGGUAAUCAGACAAGGUGUUCUAACCUGUUUAACCACAGCAAUCAUAAAAAAGGAUCAGGUCACCAUCAUCACUUGGAGACACACUGCUACUGAUGUCUACAGUGAUGGUGCUGCCACUGAAUUCUGGUGGACAAAGCCAUGUAGAAUUUUGAAGCCAAGCAGU